Necator americanus (New World hookworm) is the source of this 363-nucleotide messenger RNA. RefSeq lists its product as uncharacterized. The transcript has a single exon. Bases 1 to 363 code for a protein of 120 amino acids. The record is from RefSeq and is a predicted model, not a curated record. Lineage: Eukaryota; Metazoa; Nematoda; Chromadorea; Rhabditida; Ancylostomatidae.
AUGACACGUGGAAGACACCAACAUCUUGCACCGCCAUCGAAUGUGGCUAAAGUAAAUCGUCUUCGCUUCUUUGGUCAUAUAUUAAAGAGACCGGCAGAUCGCCUUGUUCAACGAGUUCUGAGGAGUUCGUCGGGUUCGAGCUGGAAGAAGUCACCUGGCCGAAAACGAAAGUUCUGGAUUGAGGUGGUGAAAGAGGACCUGAGGACACUCGGCGUGGAUAGGCAGUUCAGGCGAGACGUAAGGUUUCGCAGAAUAUGGAAUAGCGACGAAUGCAUUGAUUUUGUGCAAGCUCUCGCAGAAGAUCGAGAAGGUUGGGCAGGGCUGCGUUCAAGGACGGCACACCUCGGCGGUGGAUGUGGGUAA